AAUUAAUCUAUCUUGUAUGGAGAAGUCAGCCUCAGAAACGUCACAAAGGGAACAAAGGUGGUUGAGCUGCUUUUCAAUCGCUAGCUCUUAGUCUCCCUCUUGCAAGGCUUAGGCAAAGCACGCAAUGAUACCUGGGGUAUCAGAGAAAUAUGGCCGAAGGAAAUAUUACAGGUUCGAACGCAGCUGCUGAGCCGCCGGGUAUGAGGGCUGUUAUGAUCGGUUCUACUGGAGCUAUCGGAGAACAUUUGCUGGGAGAACUUUUAAGCUCUAAGGUUCGCCUCUGCGAGAAUAAUCCCUUUCAAACGAUUAUAUCGUGAUAUUUUCAGUAGUUAUUUCACAACUAUUUGAUCAUGUCGUGACUCAUUUAUGUAAUAAAUGAACAAUAAUUUAUUUUUAGUAACCUUACACUGUGUAUGUUCAAAAGUUUAAAAAUACCGUCAUUGUUAUUUUUUUUUUACCAUUUUUCUUUUGCUAUAAUGCAAUCUUUGAGCUCUCAGUGCAUGAAAAUAUUUAUUUUAUUUUAUUUUUAUUUUCGAAUAUUUAGAAGUCUAAUCGUUGGUAAUCUCAAUCUUUGAAUAAGUCGAUUUAAUUUCAGAGUGUAUUUGGAAUGCUUUAAAAUCACGGAAGGUAAAUGAUAAGCUGAAUAUUUCUUGUCAUUUCUUUGUUUGCCUUUUUUGUUGUUGAAUGCAUUAGUACAACAGUCAAAGUAAUUUAAAAAUACUAUUGAUUAAAGAUUGAUUUUAAUUUGUAAACUCGGCAGGCUAUCAUUGAAAAGUUUAUUUUAAAUAAGUAUGGGAGAGUUUGAUUUGAUUUUAUAACCUUUUAAAAGAGUUGGCAACAACAUGUACAUGUACUGAUAAUCAUGUGAUAAAUUAAAAACCAUGUAUAUUGUGUGUUUUAAAAAUUGCUUGAUUAUAAACCAUUCCAGAAUAUAUCCAAAGUUGUUUCUUUGGGUCGGAGAAAUGCCACAGUCCCUGCAGAAUAUUCUGUGGAUCAAAAAGCUGAAGAGGAAUCUGGAAGACUGGAGCAACAUGUCAUAGGUAAAAUAUAUUCUAAAAUCACAUAUUUUAAUAUUUUUCAUGUUAGAAAUUCAAGCACUGUUGUUAUUGAGUGGUUCCCAAAGUUGCAAUUUUUUAUAUCGUAUGCCAACCUGAAACAAAUUAUCAAUCUCUAACUUCAGACUUUGAGAAAUUAAGCACUGAAACAGUUGGUGAACAUUUUAAGGACAAAGAUGUCUUCUUUUGUACUCUGGGCACAACUCGACGAGCUGCAGGAUCUGCUGUAAGUAUUCUGGGUUAUGGUCUCAGAUCUAGUGGAUGAAAUAUACUGGUACCUCUUUCUAACUAAGUUCAAGUUUGUAUUGUAAGUUACAGACCAAGUUUUUUCUGCUCUGAUUUUAUGGCCCAUCCAUGAAGGGCAUAGACCUUUAAUUCCUGCAGAAAAAAACAACAUAGCAUAAUUUAUGGUAUGGAUCAAGAAAAUGAGGUUAGUACGAUAUUUAUUAUAUCUCUGGGGCCAUUCUGGGGAAUUUAGGGACCAUAAAGUGAAUUGGCUAUGACCAAUUACUAUGCACGUACAAACUCAGAGAUAUAAUAAGUGCAUUUGACAGAGUGUAAAAUCAAUAUGAACCUGUCGUUGAAUAGAGAGAAAUUUCAGAAAAAUUUUCAAACUAUGACCAACCUGUAGGUUGGAGAGAUUAAUCUGUGUCACAUGCAGGAACAGUCCUAUUCUACAGAUUAUGUUGGUUGGAAGUUCCCAAUCAUUCUUCCGGUCAGUUUUCUUAAUGAAGUAACUUAAAUCAUUUAAUUCAUAGAAAGGUUUCUUUUUCUUUAUUUGUACUUAUAGGCUGCGUUUAAACAUGUGGACUUUGACUAUGUGGUUAACUGUGCAAAAAUUGCUAAAGAGGCAGAUGUCCCUCAGGUGUCCUUAGUAUCUUCUCAAGGUGCAUCAGCUUCAAGUUCUUUCCUCUACCUGAAAACAAAAGGCCAGGUAUGUUUUUGAUAACUGUUGUCUUCUCCUGAGAUAUUCACUUCUUCACCUCACUCUGUCAUGCAUACAAAAAUAAAUCAGAAGAGAACCUGAAUUGACACCACCCAAGCACUACAAACUUCCUUUGUUAAUCUGUGCAAUAACAGUAACAUUUGGGCCGGAGUGAUAACUGUUUUUUGAAACUGUUUUCAGGUGGAGAAUGCAUUGAAGGACAUGCAGUUUCCAAGCACAAGCAUUUUUAGACCUGGUUUUCUUGACCGAGGGAGCAAACAGAGAUUUGUAGAGAAGAUGGCAAGUAAGUGAGCAGGUUAUAUUCAACUUGGGUUACUUUCAUCUGCACUACCCCUUAACCAUGGAGAAUGAAGGAAAUGAUCACCAACUAAAGAAGCUCUUGAUUGUUGGUUAAAUUCUCCUUGUAAGCAAUUUAAGAAAUGUAUGGAAAACAGUAUGAAGAAUAUGCAUUCUAAUGUUAGGGUGUAAAGAGUUAAAUGAGUGCUGCUUCACUGUGAACAAUACCUGAUGAAACUGUGUGGGUAACCUGACAGGCAAUACACUGAGGCAUUCCAUGCAAGGAGUAGCAAUACUCUUCAUCAUCAUUGUCAUUUUUGUGUCCAUUCCUAAUGGGGAGAAUGGGGCCACAGGAUUACUCUUAGUCACCUCAAUCCACAAAGGCUAGAUGCCCUGCAGCUUCAUAGGUCUCUUGGCUCAUCAGCCUACUAAGGCCUUGUUCUCGUGUUUUUUGUCCUUUGUACUCUUUGUCCUUUGCACUCUUUGUCCUUUGUACUCCUAACCCUUUAACUCUCAGAAUUGAUUAACAUUUAACUUCUCCCAUUAAUAUCCACACAUUAUCCAGCAAACAGGUAAUGAGAUUUAAUCAAACUUAUCAGGCAGAAGUUGUUACCUUAAUCUAAUCUUAUUGCUCACAUCUGAUUUACAAGAAAUGUGUAGCAGUUAAAAAGGAGAGUUCAUCAUCAGAUUUUGGGAGUAAUAGGGUUAGAGAAUUUGACCCUAAUUUCAUCUCUUAUCCCAACAAUGAUUUUUGUCUUCUGUUAUUAGAACUGGUGAUGACAUCCAUACCUGUGGCAACAGUUGCCAAAGCAAUGGUAACAGAUGCAGAGAACUAUAUGAAAAGCAAAGAGAGUGGUGGUGAUCUGCAAAGCACACCUUCAUCUGUCACUUACGAAAAUGCAGAAAUAUUAGCCCUUUUGUCAGCAAAUUGAAGGGACCUUCAAAAGUAAUUUCAAUUCUUAAGUAAUUCAAGAAUUUACUGCUGCACAGCUUUUACUUUCAAUAACAAUUGUCUUGUAAACAAUGAAAUUAUUUGUAUAAUAACAUUUUGUCAGGUCAGAGAUAUUGGCAUCUAAUUUCUCAAUACAGUAUCAACCCUGAAUCACACAGUAAAGUCAUGAGAAUUAAGGAAACAAUCACCAACUGAAGAGGCUCUCGAUUGUUGUACUAAUGCCUUAGGAAAUGUAUAUAGAACAGCAUUAAAAAAAUAUGCACAUUGAUGUUAAAGAAUAACAGUCAGGUCCAAAAAUGAGACUUGUCAGCAUUGCAUCAGAAAACCAAAGGAUGUUUAUAGAACUUCAUUGUGAGCCUUCUUUCUGAUUAUCAGUAAAUAUAUAAGUCUGGAGAAAAAGCUUAUCUUGAGAUAGUUAAUAAUUCAACUGCAUCAACUGCAGUUGAAAACAGAUAUCAUUGUUUUCUUAUUAUUUCUAUUAUUAAAUUGAGUGUGUCUUUGACAAUAAUUUUGACACAGCAUAGAAAGACAAAAACCAACAACAACAACUAAUGGGAACACGUACAGUUUCUCAACAAACUUCAUCUUUAUUAUGUGCACUAAAAAUUAUAUAUUUACAGCAACCGUCGAGAAGAACUCUACAUUCAUAUUUAUAUUUUCUUUUCCAUACUUUCCAGAGGGAACUGAUUAAAGUGGAUAUUUCUAAAUAUUUUCAUCAGUUCUAAGUUGUAUGUGUAUUUGAAACAACUGGUACUAUGCAUAGCAACAGAUAAUAAAGAUAUACAGUAUGUUUUCAUGUCACAAAUAGCACAUGCAGGGGGGAAUGUACAGUUUAUAGUGUACACAAGAACUGCUUCAUCCAUAUAUUUUGCAAAGGUAAGUGAACUCACCAUUACUCUGCAGUUUAACACAGUUAAACUUCUACCUCAAAACAUUUUGUUCUAUAAAAAUUUAUCUGAACUGAUGCAUGAUAUCAAUCCUGCUUCAGUACCAAUAAACAGAAAAUUCCUUUCUUGACAUACAAUGGAUCAUUCCAAAGGAAAAAUUUCUGAAGUAGUUAUUGGCACCUACAGAGGUCUUUCCAUAUUUAAGUCUACACAAAGCCAUUUUCCUCUUUC
This is a messenger RNA of Pocillopora meandrina, 4347 nucleotides long. The record is from the annotation of a GenBank genome assembly. NCBI's taxonomy places the organism in Eukaryota, Metazoa, Cnidaria, Anthozoa, Scleractinia, Pocilloporidae.